GCUGUGCGAACCCCUCCUCCUCCCAAGGCAGGGCAGAGAAAACAUCCCGAGGGGGAAGCAGACGGACGUCAGUCACCAGGUCGUGGAGGGACGGCGGAACGAUGUGGCGUCUCGCACCGCUGCUGCUGCUGCUUGCUCUGCUGCGACCCGCCGCGGGAGUCUCGCUCAGACAGGUCAUGUCCGGAAGUGUGUUUGCGCCUGAAAGUGAGGACACCACUGACCCCUGCUCAUUUUUAUUAAUCGAGCAGUGUGACUCAUCCACGGAUGACACCAUUUACAAAUACAAGGCAAAGACUCUGAACGGGAGUUACACUGUAAACUUCAGUGACUACACAGGCAAGACUGUCCUCUUCGUCAAUGUGGCCACAUACUGAGGACUCACCUAUCAGUAUGUGGAACUGAAUGCACUACACGAGGAGAUGAAACACCUUGGACUCACCAUUCUCGGCUUUCCCUGCAACCAGUUUGGAAAACAGGAACCAGGGCAAAACCAUGAAAUUCUGCCAGCUUUAAAGCAUGUCCGACCAGGAAAUGGAUUCGUUCCAAACUUCCUGCUGUUUGAGAAAGGAGACGUGAAUGGAAAAGAGGAGCAAGAGGUUUUCACUUUCCUUAAGAACUCUUGCCCUCCUGUUGGAGACAGCUUUGGCGACCCCAGAGACAGACUGUUCUGGCAGCCUAUGAAGCUCAACGACAUCAAGUGGAACUUUGAAAAGUUUCUGGUGGGACCCGAUGGGAAGCCGACCAUGAGGUGGCACCCAAGUGUCAACAUUUCUGAGAUCCGAGGUGACAUCCGCAGAUACCUGCUCAAAUUAUACACACAAGAUAUUUUAAAUUAGAUCUUUGAUUCAUCAUAUGCUAUUGUCCUUCUAAUGAGACCUGUAAUGAGAUGCUAAGGUAGAAUUAAACAUAGAAAGUAAUGUUAACAGUUUCUGAUCCAUGAAGAUUGCAUGUUAAAUGAAGAGGAGGCUUGAAAACAGGAACUCUGUGGUGCCUCUUUGGAGUCUGAGGUUCAGGGUGGCUCUUCAGUGCAUUCAGGCUGCCCUGCAACCUCACAGCAUCAUGUCAUCUUCUCAUCUGUCAGGACCUGUUGGCCAUUACAGCCUUAAUGUUAAUUAGUUCUAAUAAAUCAUGGAGAACAACA
Molecule: messenger RNA, 1141 nt
Organism: Acanthopagrus latus (yellowfin seabream)
Lineage: Eukaryota; Metazoa; Chordata; Actinopteri; Spariformes; Sparidae
Gene: gpx3
Product: glutathione peroxidase 3
Exons: 6
Biological process (GO): response to oxidative stress
Molecular function (GO): glutathione peroxidase activity
Source: RefSeq, a predicted model, not a curated record